Hyphopichia burtonii NRRL Y-1933 is the source of this 438-nucleotide messenger RNA. RefSeq lists its product as uncharacterized. Bases 1 to 438 code for a protein of 145 amino acids. The record is from RefSeq and is a predicted model, not a curated record. The transcript has a single exon. NCBI's taxonomy places the organism in Eukaryota, Fungi, Ascomycota, Pichiomycetes, Serinales, Debaryomycetaceae.
AUGUUGUCUGGGAGGUUUCCGUACGCGUUGGUGAUGAAGGUAUCAAGUAGUGAGCCUAGAGACGUUUUGCAGUCGGAAAGAACAUGUUUAACGUUUAUCAGAUUUUCAACUUCAUUAUUUUUCGUUGCAUUGGGAGUGGUACUUAACUUCAAGCUUCAUACUUCGAGUGACGAUAAGGAUGGCGGCGGGGAUGAACCAUCCAAAGGAUUUUCUAAUUAUUCAUUUUUUGUUGCCAUGGUAUUGAUGAGUCUUGCGGUAAUUACGUUAAUUGUGAGUGGAAUUGAUUAUUUUGUCACCAUUAAAAGAUACGCUAAACAUAAGAUCAAAACGUAUAAUUUUAAUAAUUUGACUACAAUUUUUUGUGUUACUAGCAUUAUUAUUACAUUACUUGGUAUAAAUAUAUCUCUAAUAGUGGAUCAGUAUAUUAAAGAAUCAUGA